Messenger RNA from Callorhinchus milii (elephant shark), 1539 nucleotides. It is a transcript of the gene timm50, whose product is annotated as translocase of inner mitochondrial membrane 50 homolog (S. cerevisiae). The coding region runs from base 1 to 1203 and encodes 400 amino acids. Gene Ontology annotation, molecular function: phosphoprotein phosphatase activity. The transcript has 10 exons. The record is from RefSeq and is a predicted model, not a curated record. NCBI's taxonomy places the organism in Eukaryota, Metazoa, Chordata, Chondrichthyes, Chimaeriformes, Callorhinchidae.
AUGGCGGCGUCGCUCAGGUCCAUGUGUCAGCGGGCGACCCGCUGCUACCUGUCCGCCGACGCCGCGCGCUGCCGGGGCCCCGCCGCCGGCCGCAGGAGGUCGGCGGCGAAAAGUUAUGAGGUGAAGUGGCGGUGGUCAGGCGAGUGGCGGGGCCUGACGACGGGGAGAGGCGGCGGGAGCGGCGGCGGCGGCCUGACUCAGGCCAUACUGCAGGAGAAGCCGCCGCCGCCGCCGCAGCCGCAGAGGGACGACCGAGGAGGAGGAGGAGGAGGAGGAGAAGAUGGUGAUGGAGGGGGAGACGGAGGGCAGAAGCAGAAGCAGAACACGGCCUACGCCAAGAAGGUGGUGCUCAGGCUGGCCGGGCUGCUGGGGGCCGGCGGCGCCUUCGGGGUGGUCUACGUCUUCGGCAGCAAUUCAGUGGAUGAAACGGGGAACAAGAUUCCAGAUGAAUUUGAUAAUGAUCCACCCGUUGUACAGCAGUUACGAAGGACGUAUCGAUACUUCAAAGAUUAUCGACAGAUGAUAAUUGAGCCCACCAGUCAAAAGCUCCUGCCAGACCCCCUUAAAGAGCCCUAUUACCAGCCACCGUACACUGUUGUGUUAGAGCUAACAGAUGUGUUGCUGCACCCAGAGUGGUCGCUAGUGACGGGUUGGCGGUUUAAGAAGAGGCCUGGUAUAGAUUACCUCUUCCAGCAGCUGGCUCCGCUGUACGAAAUAGUUAUCUUCACCACAGAGACGGGAAUGACCGCGUACCCCCUCAUUGACAGCGUUGAUCCACACGGCUUCAUCAUGUACCGUCUGUUCCGGGACGCAACGCGCUACAUGGAAGGCCACCACGUCAAGGAUGUUUCCUGUCUAAACCGAGAUCCCUCCAAAGUCAUUGUUGUGGACUGCAAAAAGGAAGCCUUCAAGCUCCAGCCCUUUAACGGGAUCGCACUGAAGAAAUGGGACGGGAAUUCGGAUGACAGGACUCUGUAUGAACUUGCGGCAUUCCUGAAAACGAUCGCACUGAGUGGGGUGGAUGACAUCAGGGCAGUGCUGGAGAACUACGCCAUGGAAGACGAUCCGAUCAUAGCCUUUAAGAGGAGACAAGAGCUAUUAGCACAGGAGGAGCAACAGCGAAUUGCAGAUCUGUCCCAACAGAAGAAGCCUAGUCUGUCCCUCGGAUCCCUAACAAGCAAACUGUGGAAUCGGUCCAAAUAACGUUGACGUCCACACCAUCUGGUUCCCUUCGACCUGCGUUCCUGACGUGGAGAAGGCAUCGGGGCCUCACGUCAUCUCAAACUGUGCCGAGACCCACGCCUGCGGGCAGAAGGCGGGUGGGGAGGGGGUGUGUGUGAGCAGCUCGGCCCAGGACUCGCGUACGAAGAACUUUUGCCAACGGCGGAGCCGAGUGUUUUUUUCGAGCGGCUGAUCAGUUUGGCUCCCGGUCGGGCGGCGAGGAAGAGGGGCCGAGAUCGCGGCAUCACUCACUUUGCAGUCGCGCCAUGCUCGGAACGCCCACAAACCGAGGGGCAGGGGCGGUGGUGUGUGCGUGUG